Molecule: messenger RNA, 1416 nt
Organism: Meyerozyma guilliermondii ATCC 6260
Lineage: Eukaryota; Fungi; Ascomycota; Pichiomycetes; Serinales; Debaryomycetaceae
Exons: 1
Coding region: 1-1416 (471 amino acids)
Cellular component (GO): plasma membrane
Source: RefSeq, a predicted model, not a curated record
AUGAACUAUUGUUCAUUGUUGGGUCGUGUGCCGCCACGGGAAGCGAGCCGGUGCAGGCCGGUGCGGCCGGUCAGGCGCACAAUGCAGGAGGACAAGACAUUGUGUGCAGGCUGUAUUCUUUUUGUAUGCAGUAUAUUGUCUGGUUAUCUGCAGUAUCGCUCUUUGUUCCAUCUGCAGUCCGUUUCCUUGUUCUAUAUGCAGUAUAGCUCUUUGUUCUCUGCAGUCCCACUGGUUGCACUGCCACCUGCAGUUCCAGUGUCAUCGGCUGCGCAUCGGCUGCGGACUGUUGCUCAUUCUUCUUGCUUGCUUUCAAUAUUCUUGAUGGAUCCCAUCUGGACGAUUUUCAGGUUCAAAAAGGUCCACUACUACCUUGUGCCUUUAGUGGCAUUGGUAGUAUGGUGGGGAAUGCUUACUGCCAUGCUUAUUUGUUGGGGUGUUCAAGGAAGACCAGUUUACAGUUUUAUGGACGAAAAGCAAAAUCCAGUUUAUAUUUCUGAUGUGGGGGCUACUAAUUUACAACCGUUGUUCAUUUCAUGUGCUGGAUUCCAGGCGAUUUUCUUUGUGGGAUCAUUAAUUAUGGAUUUUGUUUUGAGAAAAAAACAUAAAUUGCAGCCGUUUGUUCUGAAAAGACAACCCAAGCUUGCUAUUGCUAGUAUUGUUUGUGCGAUUAUUGGCCAGUUGGGGAUUCUUUUCGUGGCAAUCUUCAACACCAAUGCUUUUCAUCGCGUCCAUAUCUCCAUGGUGGGAGUAUUUAUUGCGUUUUGUUUUUUUGCUUGUCUUUUCAAUUUUUUCAAUUCGUUUAUUUUUGGCAAUUAUCCCCACCGGCUCAGUCCCAAUCACGAAAAAGUCAUUUUCAGCAAUCACAGAUGGGGAAACUUGUACAUGGUUUCGUUUUGGUUUAAAUGUUUCUGGCUCGUAUGUGCUGCCGUUUUCGCAUGCUUUUUCGGCGCUUAUAUGAAGAAAGAUAAGAACAGUAAAUCGGCCGUUUUCGAGUGGUUGAUUUCUUACUGGUACGGAUUGCUCUUGGUGAUGUGGUCUAUGGAUCUCUUCCCGUCUGCUGUAAAGCAUUAUAGAGUAAGACAUCCGGAAAAAUUUGAGGACGUCCAUGUGAAAAAUGAACUUGAUGAUGCUCACACAAUUCUGACUUUGGGUGCCCCAACUUAUAGCCCUCCACCCCAGCCUACAGACACUACGCUUCCAUCAACACGACCAGUUUCUGGACAAGAUUACAGAGGUGUACAAGAUAAUCAGUACGCAGCCGGAUAUCCUUCACCUCAAAUCCAGCGGUAUUCCAACCCUCAAACUGCACCUUAUAAUGGUCCAGUACAGCCCAGCAACCACAAUAGUGCUACAGAACCCAAUUCUACAUCUGCACAUCCGCGUCAUGAAUUUGUGAUGCAGAAAGAGGAGGUUUGA